AUGCCUUCUGCAUUGGAAUUUGACGUCCAUGCCAAAUGUUCUACAACCAAAGCUCGGGCAAGCACACUGCGUCUACCGCACGGGUCUGUCUCAUUGCCCAUAUUCAUGCCUGUUGCGACACAGGCAUCACUCAAAGGCCUGACAUAUGACCAACUCAAACAGACAGGAUGCAUGCUGUGUUUAAAUAACACGUACCAUCUGGGGCUGAAACCGGGACAAGCAGUCCUGGACCAAGUGGGCGACGCACACAAGUUGCAAGGAUGGGAUCGAAAUAUCCUAACUGACAGUGGCGGGUUCCAAAUGGUCUCGCUGCUGAAACUUGCAAAUGUUACCGAAGAAGGUGUUCGGUUCCUCAGCCCUCAUGACGGCUCGCCUAUGCUCCUUACCCCCGAACAUUCCAUUUCUCUGCAAAAUUCAAUUGGAUCAGAUAUCAUCAUGCAGCUAGAUGAUGUGAUUGCAACUACAUCACCGGAUCAUGCGAGGAUCGAGGAAGCUAUGGAGCGGUCCGUCCGAUGGUUAGAUCGAUGCAUAGCAGCACACAAAUAUCCCGAGAGACAGAAUCUGUUCUGUAUCAUCCAGGGCGGCUUAGAUCUGGACCUGCGGAGAAAGUGUUGCGCUGAGAUGGUCGCGCGAGAUACACCGGGAAUUGCUAUCGGAGGACUUUCCGGCGGUGAGGCCAAAGAGGAUUUUUGUAAAGUGGUGGAUAUCUGUACCGGGUUACUUCCAGAGGGAAAACCACGAUACGUGAUGGGCAUCGGCUAUCCUGAAGAUCUGAUCGUCGCAACCGCACUCGGCGCAGAUAUGUUCGAUUGUGUCUGGCCGACGAGAACGGCGCCGAUAAAUACGAUUACCAACAUCAUGACCGUCACUCCAGAGCAAAAAGCGCAGGCUCCCUCGUCCCCGCCGCACAACCCCUCCCACGAAGAACACCAGUACUUAAACCUCAUCCGCACCAUCCUCUCCGAGGGCGAGCAUCGUCCCGAUCGCACUGGCACCGGAACGCGAUCCAUCUUCGCGCCCCCGCAGCUACGCUUCUCCCUGUCCAAACCGGGCCCUACACCUUCCUCCGACCCGAUCCCCGUCCUGCCCCUCCUCACAACCAAGCGCGUUUUCCUGCGCGCCGUCCUGGCAGAACUGCUCUGGUUUAUCUCCGGAAGCACAUCAUCAAUCCCGCUUUCUGAAGCCGGGGUCAAGAUCUGGGAUGGAAAUGGCAGUCGGGAGUUCCUGGAUAAGGUUGGACUUGGACAUCGGGAGGCUGGCGACUUGGGACCUGUCUAUGGGUUCCAGUGGAGACAUUUCGGGGCGGAGUAUGUUGAUGCGAAGACUGAUUACAAUGGUCAAGGAUAUGACCAGCUGGCGGACGUGGUGCGCAAGUUGAAGGAGACGCCGUUUGAUCGGCGCAUUAUCAUGAGUGCUUGGAACCCAGCGGAUCUGAAGAAGAUGGCCUUACCGCCGUGCCAUAUGUUCGCUCAGUUCUAUGUGUCUUAUCCCCCGUCGGCUGAAGGUGAAGGCAGGAAGAAGGGAACUUUGUCUUGUCAACUGUACCAGCGGUCGUGUGAUAUGGGUCUUGGUGUUCCAUUCAACAUCGCUUCCUAUGCGCUUUUGACGCAUAUCCUGGCGCACGCGACGGACCUGAACCCGGGAACGUUGAUCCACACUAUGGGUGAUGCUCAUGUCUAUCUUGACCACAUCGACGCUCUGAAUGAGCAGCUUGCUCGCGAGCCUAACGAGUUCCCGGAAUUGAAAAUCAAGCGUGAUGACCGGGGAAGUGGUGUCGUUGAUGGCUGGAAGGAUGAUGAGUUUGAAGUGAUUGGCUACCAACCUCACAAGGCGAUCAAGAUGAAGAUGAGUGUGUAG
Aspergillus glaucus CBS 516.65 is the source of this 1857-nucleotide messenger RNA. RefSeq lists its product as uncharacterized. Lineage: Eukaryota; Fungi; Ascomycota; Eurotiomycetes; Eurotiales; Aspergillaceae. The transcript is spliced from 7 exons. Gene Ontology annotation, cellular component: cytosol; mitochondrion. Gene Ontology annotation, molecular function: thymidylate synthase activity; tRNA-guanosine(34) queuine transglycosylase activity. The record is from RefSeq and is a predicted model, not a curated record. The coding region runs from base 1 to 1857 and encodes 618 amino acids. Gene Ontology annotation, biological process: dTMP biosynthetic process.